UGUUUGGCUGUUUCGUAUGAGACCUGUGUGGUAGCUCGCCGCUUGUUUCGCCCACGAAAUAUUGAAGCUAAGCGUUUUAAACCCGACACUGCCCGGCUGGUAAUCGCAGAGACAAGCGGUCUAUAUAUAUAUAGUUGCUGUUGUAACCAUGCCUGUGGACAACGCUUCAGAGCUCCUCAAAUACUAUGAAGUUUACGAAACUAUCGGAUCAGGUGGCUUUGCAAAAGUCAAGCUAGGCAGGCAUAUUCUUACAGGCGAGAAAGUGGCCAUCAAGAUAAUGGACAAGAAAGACCUUGGGGACGACCUUCCUCGCGUGAAAAUGGAGAUGGAAGCUAUGAAGAACCUGAGCCAUCAGCACGUGUGCCGCCUUUACCACAUCAUUGAGACGGCGAGCAGGAUCUACAUGGUGAUCGAGUAUUGUCCUGGAGGUGAGCUGUUUGAUUAUAUUGUAGCUAAAGACCGCCUGUCUGAGGAGGAGACACGAGUUUUCUUCCGCCAGAUCAUUUCAGCGCUGGCCUACGUCCACAGCCAGGGCUAUGCCCACCGUGACCUCAAACCGGAAAACCUGCUGAUUGACGAGGGUCAUAACCUCAAGCUGAUCGACUUUGGCCUCUGUGCCAGACCAAAGGGCGGCCUGGGGUACGAGCUGAUGACCUGCUGUGGGAGUCCCGCCUACGCGGCGCCUGAGCUCAUCCAGGGAAAGGCUUACAUUGGCUCCGAGGCGGAUGUGUGGAGUAUGGGCGUGCUGCUCUAUGCUCUGCUGUGUGGGUACCUUCCAUUUGAUGACGAUAACUGCAUGGUCCUUUACAGAAAAAUCACAAGCGGCCAUUAUAAGAACCCCCACUGGUUGUCACCUGGUAGUAUACUGCUCCUUAACCAAAUGAUGCAGGUGGAGCCAAAGAGGCGUUUGACAGUGAGGCAGCUGCUGGACCACCCGUGGGUGAUGAAGGGUUACAGCAGCCCUGUGGAGUGGCACAGCACACGCCCGCUGGGUCAUAUAGAUGAGGACUGUAUCACUGAGAUGGCUGUGUCAUUGAGGAGGUCUAAACAGAGCACUGUCCAGCUGGUGUCUGAGUGGAAAUAUGACCAGACUACAGCUACGUAUCUGUUGCUGCUGGCUAAGAAGCAGCGUGGAAGGCCAGUGCGUCUGAGAGCGGAGGCACACGGCCAGGAGCCCACCUGCUCCCCUCUGCAAGAAAUACAGUUGAAGAAGAGCUUGCAUUUUGGUGAGGAGGACGAUGACGAGGACGAUUAUGAUGGUGGUGUGCAUCGGGGCCGAGGUGGCUCGUUGGUUUUCCCUCCGGAUUGCUAUGACGACAGCAGCGCCUGGGUCCCCAUAACACCAAAAAACACACAGACCACAUGUACUCCACGCAAGAAACCUGCCUGUCAAUCAUCCGAAAAAAAGUACGGCGACGUCGGCUCCGCCCCAGGCCCCAGACAGGGGAAGCCCCGCCCACAGAACCAUGAGAAACGUGAGCGCACCAAAGAGGAUAAGGAGAACCUGUUGGUGCCUGCUCCAGAUGGCAACGUGUUCGCCCUGCCCGCCCCCUUAACCCCGGCGGCCAUUAGGAAAGGCCGGCCGCACAAAGCCGGGCCAACCACGCCCGUUAACAGCAACGUCCUGAACGCGACGGGAGACCCUCGGAGAGAUGUGUUCCACAGAAAACCAGGGGAGCAGCAGAAGAGUGGACAGCAAGCACUGGAAGGCCUGGCAUUCAGCCCAGAGAGAAGGUCCCGGUCUCUGGACAUGGCAGACAGCGCGCAGAAGCGCAAGGCAGGGAAGGUGUUCGGCAGUCUGGAGAGAGGCCUGGACAAAGUCAUCACCAUGCUGACGCCCAGCAAGAGGCGGGGCCCACGGGACACGCCCCGCAGGAUAAAGGCGCAGUACAACGUGACACUGACCAGCCAGACGAACGCCGAGCAGGUGCUGAACCAGAUCCUCCGGGUCUUGCCAGAGAAGAACGUGGACUACGUGCAGAAAGGCUACACUCUGAAGUGCCGGACGGAGUCAGACUCUGGCAAGGUGGCGGUGCAGUUUGAGCUGGAGGUAUGUUUGCUGCAGAAGCCUGAGGUGGUGGCCAUCCGUCGCCAGAGGCUUAAAGGGGACGCCUGGGUCUAUAAGCACCUAGUGGAGGACAUCCUGUCCACAACGAGUGCCUGACCUCACUUCCUGGCCCCGCCUCCGCGGGCCUGCCUCACUUCCAGUUGGCUGGUGAUCCGAAUACGAUGGCUCUUUUGGGCUGCAUCUUCUGAAUGUCUGUUGCUGUGGACGUUCAGUUUCGAAGGCUGUAUUUUAUGUUUGAAAAACUAUGGGGAUAUUGACUGUUCCCUGUCCAUGGACAAAAGAACUGCAGUUAAUGUAAAUGUGGAACGCAAGGCUUUGUUUACAUGUCCAUGGUCUUCAGUUCACUUUUAUACUAAUACUUGGAAGCAUUGCUCUGAUCUUUGUGUCUGUCUGCGUGCGUGCGUGUGCUCAUGUGUGUUAAUAUCCAUUUUUAUAUAA
Molecule: messenger RNA, 2506 nt
Organism: Electrophorus electricus (electric eel)
Lineage: Eukaryota; Metazoa; Chordata; Actinopteri; Gymnotiformes; Gymnotidae
Gene: melk
Product: maternal embryonic leucine zipper kinase
Biological process (GO): protein phosphorylation; intracellular signal transduction
Cellular component (GO): cytoplasm
Molecular function (GO): ATP binding; protein serine/threonine kinase activity
Source: RefSeq, a predicted model, not a curated record